Messenger RNA from Arvicanthis niloticus (Nile rat), 1707 nucleotides. RefSeq names its product forkhead box H1 (gene Foxh1). Gene Ontology annotation, biological process: transforming growth factor beta receptor signaling pathway; positive regulation of transcription by RNA polymerase II. Gene Ontology annotation, molecular function: transcription cis-regulatory region binding; DNA-binding transcription activator activity, RNA polymerase II-specific. The record is from RefSeq and is a predicted model, not a curated record. NCBI's taxonomy places the organism in Eukaryota, Metazoa, Chordata, Mammalia, Rodentia, Muridae. Gene Ontology annotation, cellular component: activin responsive factor complex.
GCAUGGCCUAGGGCUGGGACCCAGCCUCAAUUUACAGUCUGACUAUCCUGAACCCCCAGUUAGUCCAGGCGCCAGCCCUGGGCUACCGCCCUUGUAUGGGGCCUCGAGACAACUCUCAGCUGAGGCCCCCAGAGGCAGAAUCUCUUUCGAAGACCCCCAAGAGGAGGAAGAAGACAUACCUACGGCAUGACAAGCCCCCCUACACCUACUUGGCCAUGAUCGCCUUGGUAAUUCAGGCCGCACCCUUCCGCAGGCUGAAACUGGCUCAGAUUAUCCGUCAGGUCCAGGCAGUGUUCCCCUUCUUCAGGGACGACUAUGAGGGCUGGAAGGACUCCAUCCGCCACAACCUUUCCUCUAACCGGUGCUUCCGUAAGGUGCCCAAGGACCCUGCAAAGCCCCAGGCCAAGGGCAACUUCUGGACGGUGGACGUGAGCCUGAUUCCUGCAGAGGCACUGCGCCUUCAGAACACUGCCUUGUGCCGUCGAUGGCAGAACCAGGGCACAAACAGAGCUUUCGCCAAGGACCUGAGCCCCUACGUGCUCCACGGCCAGCCUUAUCAGCCACCCAGCCACCCACCACCAUCUAGGGAGGAUUUCAGCAUCAAGUCCCUUCUAGGGAACCCUGGGAAAGAAUCCACAUGGCCCCAGAAUCCUGGGCUAGCUGGACAGAGUACCCCAGCUCAGGCAGGCACCUUGUCAAAGGGGGAAGAAGGGGUGGGCACUGGACCCUCUAGCUCCUCUGAUAAGCCUCCAUGGCCCCUCUGUUCCCUUCCUGGGCCCACAAGAAUAGAGGGGGAGAGUUCCCAAGGGGAAGUCAUGAGGCCUUCUCCUGUUUCCCCAGAUCAAGGCUCCUGGCCCCUUCACUUACUUCAGGAUUCCGCAGAUUCCAUAGGAAUGUCCAGGAAGGGGAGCAGAGCUUCAUUAUGGGGACAGCUACCCACUUCUUAUUUGCCCAUCUACACGCCCAAUGUAGUAAUGCCUUUGGCCACACUCCCUCCUACCUCUUGUCCCCGGUGCCCAUCUUCAGCCAGUCCAGCCUACUGGAGCGUGAGUACUGAAUCCCAAGGAUCCCAGGACCUACUCUGUGAUCUAGACUCCCUCUUUCAGGGGGUACCACCCAACAAGAGCAUCUAUGAUGUGUGGGUCAGCCACCCUAGGGACUUGGCAGCUCCUGCCCCAGGCUGGCUCCUCUCCUGGUACAGCUUGUAAUAUUUUAGGGCAGAAAGGACUGCUUCUCUCUUUCACCCAUGGAUAUCAUUUUGAUGAACCAGAGCCAGAAGCUUUAAAACACCAGGCACAGGCUCGCUGAAAACCCACAGCUUUAAUUAGGUUACUCUAGAAAGGGUUUUGUCUCUGGCAGAUAGGAAGGUCUGGCCCAUCAAUGCCUUUGUCACUCUCACACGCAGGGACCAGAUCUGGAUCUGGAGAGCUAGACUCUGCCUGGAUAGUGCCUCCUCUUGAUCCCACCUUCUCAGGCCCUCAAGCCAUCCAUCUAUCCAUCUCUCUGUCACCAUGCCGUCCUGGCUCCAGGCUGGGGGAGGGAGAGCCAAAAAUGGGUCCAGUCUGAAGUCUUGCCCUCUCUCAACUGCCUGGGUAGAAGGUAGCACCUUUCAGGGAAAGGGUUAAGGAAUGAAAGACUGGACCAUACAUGAUUUCGGUGUAAUGGAAGUAGGGGAGCGAUUAACAGUAAAGGAAUUUACAACAUUUU